UUGUUUUCAAAACUAGAGGCAGCCAGGGAGAUACCAAUGAAAAUGGCGGCGAUGGGGUCCGCCAAAUCCGCCAGCGGAUUAGGACCGAGAGGAAGAACCAGGCCCGCUACCGUACCUUGCAUUCGCACACCUGCACGAGUGCUCACUAUAGAGGAGGUCAGGUGUCCGGUAUGUUUGGAUAUUUUGUUGGAGCCCGUGACUAUGCCAUGUCGGCAUUCUGUGUGUCUGCAUUGUUUCGAGCGAACUGUAGAGUUUAGUUUAUGCUGUCCCCGUUGCCGGUUACGAGUGUCCAGCUGGGCCCGUAAACAGUCCCGUGAGAAAAGCCUGGUGAACACCGAACUCUGGGACAUGGUUCGGAAGAGUUAUCCGGACAACUGCAAACGCCGAUUGGACCAGCGAGCAGGAGAGGCCGUGGGUGAAGAGAUUUUCCGAUCACUGGCGCAAAUUUGCAAGACAGAUCUCCGACAGGACCAUGACAAGCAAAAGCUGAAGGUAGGGCCAAAUGAAGAGAAAGAGGAGAAGAGGAGAAAAGCGGCGCUCCAUCGAAAAGAAGACUCAAAUGCCCCUAAACCCUUCCAAGACCCGUUGUGCGGAGUGCUCUCCGACUCGGAGAACGAGGAGCCUAUCGGGAGGAGGACGAGGCAUGUGUCUGCUUUUGUCCGCAAGACAAGAACGUCUCCAGCCUUUAGCAGAAGUCUCCCAAACAGCUUGGUGAAGAGGAGCAGGAGCUGUACGGACACAGAGGAACAUAGAGGCAAAAUGAGAGGCCUUCCACACGUCCCCGUGCCAGACAAGGUAAGCAUCGUGCACAGCUUCAAUGCCGGAAUCCUGCUGUCGUCGGAGAACAGCCGUUCCCUCUCGGCGCCGGUUCUCAUCCCGGAGCGCCGGCACCACUGGCGGAACGUUCUGGCCAGCUCCACGCCGUUCCCGUUCCCGUUCCCGUUCCCCGCGGCGCCGGCGUCCAAGCCCGAGCGCUCCAUCAGCCCCGAGAGCAACGACAGCAUCUCGGAGGAGCUGAACCACUUCAAGCCCAUCGUCUGCUCGCCCUGCACCCCGCCCAAGCGGCUGCCCGACGGCCGCGUCAUGGAGCCCACCAUCGUCAAGUCCACCCCGCGCAACCUGAGCCGCAGCCUGCAGAGGAACACCAGCUACGAGGCCAGCCCCAGCAUCCUGCAGAAGUGGCGGCAGGUGGAGGUGGACCGCCAGAACCACAUCAAGGUCACCUCCAAGGGCACCGUCACCAGCCCCGUCGCCGAGGAGCUCCGUCUCAAGGAGAGGCCGCCGCGGGAGUCGGGCGACGGGAAGCCGUGCGACUGCGUCCCGCCCAAGGCCGGGGAACGGGAGAGCUCGCGCUGCACGUGCGGGAAACAGCCGGAGUCUGCGGGCGCGGCCAGGGAGAAGAGCGCCGUUAGCAACAAGCGCAGGCUGAUCUUUGACCAGUGCGCCGGAGAGGGAGAGAGAGAGGGAGAGGGGGAGGUAGGACUGAGUGUGGGCUCGUGUUCAGCAGCUCUAUCUAGACUCAAGCCUGCAGGAGCUGAGCAUGGACGCGUGAACCAGCUCCCCGACACACAAGGCCCGCGCGGCCCAGACACACCAGGUGAGGUGGAGCAAAAGGAGUCCGUGUUGGACGGGCGCGCAGGAUCCGGCCGUAGCGAUCCGAAAGGUUUGGACUCACCAGAGUCCAGCGUUAGGAACUGUGCCCAGAACAGACCUACCUCACGCAGGGGCAAGAAGCAGCAGGGGGAGGCCAGCGUUAGGAACUGUGCCCAGAACAGACCUACCUCACGCAGGGGCAAGAAGAGGAGUCAGAAGACCAAACACCUGGAGGGAGACGAAGGCCAGGUGAAGAGGACCAGGCCGGAGGAGCCGGUGGACGAGCCGGAGGCGUGCGGCCGAGAGACGGAGCUCCACGCGCGGCGACUUCACCAGGAGAGAGAGGACCGAGAGACGGAGCUCUACGCGCGGCGACUUCACCAGGAGAGAGAGGACCGAGAGCUGGCGCUCAGCCUCCAGAGACAGUUUGACAAGGAGCGUCAAAAGAUGGACAGGCAGAAGACGAGUCCCGACAAGUACCCGCUCCGAUCGUGGGCCUCCGCAGACAUCCAAUCGGAGAACAAGCCACGCAGAUCAGGAAGAAUCUCUAAAAAGAAAGAGCACUUUAAUUACAACUGUUAAUAGUACUUUGCCUUUUUGUAAGCGAACAUUCACUAUUUUUAUGACCUUUGUUUUCUUUGACUUGUAGCAUUUUCAUUCCACUCACGUCAAGCCAGUGAUAAAGCGAAUGGACGGUCUUAGAGGGAAUUAAGGUUUAAAAAAAAAAAAAAAAAAAAACGAAGAGCAAUAACAAUAUCUACAAAAUGUAUUUCAUGCCAAUUGAGCUUCAUUCCGCUUAAUGUCUUUCAUAGAAAGUUAAUUUGGUACUACUAUGCGUUCUGUCCUCAUUGAUACUCAGCGUGGCAUGUGUGCACAUUUGUGAAUAUGAGUAAGUAAGUAUAUGAAGGUGAAAGAGUCCGUUUGAGUUUGGAGAGCUCAGAUUGUGAUGCAAUGAGGCUGUCAUUUUUCUUGUUUACUGUGUCAUUUAGAGAACAUAAGCUCUUGCAAAAUGAAAGAAUCCAUGUAGCCAGCUGAAAAUCCAAGGGUUUGUACAGACCUUGAUAUUUCAGUGCUUUUUUUAAUUUUAUUCUAUUAUGAAACAGGAUGUGUGAAAUGUUACAAGUCUCACUGCUAUACUGUAUCAGAUAAGUGUAGUUUAUCUGAAAAGGGACAUGUUGAAGUCAGUGGAAGGUAUUUCAAAUGAGAUGAUAUAAGUAGGCUUCCUGAACUAUGAUUUGAACUUUGAUCAAAUAUAAACACGGCAGUGUGUAAUUGGUGUUGACCAGAGGUUCUGGGCAAACAUUUUCUUGUUUGUUCAGCAGACUUGAUAUUUAAUUAACAAGUUUAAUGCUUUAAGUUUAAUACCAUAAAGAAUGAGUUCACAAUGAUUCCUUUGAGGGUCAUGAUGCAAAAUGUUGCUUUUAGAGAUUUGUUUUAGAUCAAUUUCAGGAAUUUUUUUUUUUUUUGGCCUCACGGUUUGUGAAUUUGUUUGACUUUUUUUUUUAAGGGCUAUUAUAUUUUGUUAAGAUUUAUUGUUUGCCAUUUUCCUCAGAACUCUAUUUACAUACUUCAUAAUUAUGCCAAAAGAGCUUUAAUCAUGACCGCUAAUUGUAAAUUCCACACCUUUUGACAGGUGGCGUAUAAAUAUUUUGAUAUGCACAGUUGGUUCUAUGUAGGUUCACUGUUAUAGACUUGUCAUAGAGUUACAGAGAAUUUUGGAUGUGUGCCAAAAUGAGCUCUAUUUGCUAGUUGUGUGUUUUUGUUGACCUCCUCCUUAUGAUAAUCAGAAUGCAGAAUGUUUGAGCUGUCACUAGAUAAUGUUGAUUUUUCAUGCAGUACUGUACAUGGACAGAAUGAUGGUUUGUUUCUGUUCUGAUUUCAAACAGAACAUUUCUUGCCUAAUAGAAGAACUUCAUUCGGAUGCAAAGAAGAGAAGACCCCCACCCCCCACCCUGUUAUUUUACUGCACUUGGCCUAUCUUCCACUUGUCAAGCAUCAGUGAUUUGGCAUGUAUGUUGUAUUUAGCAUAGACAAUACAAAAUAUACUCUAAUUUAAUUACCACAUGAAUGAUAGGGCCUACUGUUCUUCUUUUUUUAUUUAGAUUUAAUAUUGAUAUUAUUUAUGGCCUUUCAAGACUUGGGAUUGUCUCCUUUCAGCUCAAUCAAACACUAUCACUGCAGUGACCUGAGUACUAAUCAUGUACACUCUUUUGUAUAUGUGUAGCAUAAUAAGACAGAUCUUAUAUUUUAUUACACACGUGAGUAUAUCUUCCCUGGGUCACUGUUUUAUCCCAGCUAAGAGAAUACCCUGAAACCAGUUGGGACAGUAUGUCAGGGUUGUUUGUGAUCUUUUCAGUAUCAAAUAAACCCACGUAAGUGUUUUCAACCCUCUGA
Messenger RNA from Sardina pilchardus (European sardine), 3987 nucleotides. It is a transcript of the gene rnf169, whose product is annotated as ring finger protein 169. Lineage: Eukaryota; Metazoa; Chordata; Actinopteri; Clupeiformes; Clupeidae. The record is from RefSeq and is a predicted model, not a curated record. Gene Ontology annotation, biological process: double-strand break repair. Gene Ontology annotation, molecular function: metal ion binding; nucleosome binding; ubiquitin-protein transferase activity. The transcript is spliced from 6 exons. Gene Ontology annotation, cellular component: nucleus; site of double-strand break. Bases 37 to 2175 code for a protein of 712 amino acids.